AUGACGGGGAAAAGCAUCAUCAGUCACCCGGUUGAAUUCAGUCUACGUUUGAUUGGGGCCUGGCCAAAUUCUUCCUAUCCAAUUUUAAAACAUAUCGUUUGGUCAGCAACGAUGACAACGAUCCUGAUAUUUCAAUAUUGGUACUGCAUUACCCAUGUCAAAACAGAUUCCUUAACGGACCUAUUGGAUGGCUUAAGCAUCACUUUUUCGAACACUCUUCUUCUUCUGAAGUUUAUUAUUAUUUGGUCCCACCGACGAGUUUUUUCGGAAACUUUGACAAUAAUGGCAGAAGAUUGGGAUAAUUGUAAAUCUGAAUGGAAUAUGGAAGUAAUGAUAAACAAAGCCACGUUAUCGUAUCGUAUUACGAAGAUUAUGAUUGUAUCAUUCACAUUCAGCAUCACUUUAUAUUCUAUAAGUGUAUUUUUUGGUCCCGACGACAACGAUGGAACGUUACAUCCCAACGAAAGGAAAUUCUUAUUAAGAAUGGAACUUCCUUUUGAAGCAACAAUCUCACCAAUUUACGAAAUUAUUGUUACGCUGCAAAUCAUCGCACAGUCAACAUUUACCCUGAUGGCAGGAAUGUUAAUGACUCUUAUUGCAACCCUUGUACUUCAUCUAGCCAGUCAAAUCGAGAUGGUAUGCGAAAGAUUGACGAAAAUACUGAACGAUGAUAAUGGAGAAGAAUCACGCGUACCUGUAAUUAAUAAUAUCAUUAUGAAACACCAGAGAAUUUUAGAUUUAUCCGACAAUAUAGAUGAUGUGUUCACGUUCAUAUCAAUGAUACAAUUUUUCUUUAACACCGUGGUCAUUUGUUUCGUAAGCUUCAUUCUUGUAACUUCAUUAGAUACCGAUGAAGUAGCAACAACCAUAUCAAAAUGUUUUCCUUACUACGUAAUCGUUCAUUUGGAGGCACUUAUUCUUUGUUACACUGGCGAAUACCUUACCACGAAAAGUAAGAACAUAGGUUGGACCGCGUACAAUUCUAACUGGUAUCGGUUAAGCAUUCGUGAAUGCCGCACUCUUUUAUUAUUAAUAUUACGUUCUCAGAGGCCUUUAACCCUAACCAUUGGAAAAUUCAUCAAUCUUUCCUUAGAGACUUUUGCUAAUGUAAGUAAAUUCUUGGCGUUCGCCAAUAUACUAGUGUGGAGGUGGCUCUAG
Messenger RNA from Osmia lignaria (orchard mason bee), 1158 nucleotides. NCBI's taxonomy places the organism in Eukaryota, Metazoa, Arthropoda, Insecta, Hymenoptera, Megachilidae. The record is from RefSeq and is a predicted model, not a curated record.